This is a messenger RNA of Copidosoma floridanum, 1122 nucleotides long. RefSeq names its product bone morphogenetic protein 5. Gene Ontology annotation, molecular function: cytokine activity; growth factor activity. The record is from RefSeq and is a predicted model, not a curated record. Gene Ontology annotation, cellular component: extracellular region. NCBI's taxonomy places the organism in Eukaryota, Metazoa, Arthropoda, Insecta, Hymenoptera, Encyrtidae.
AUGUCGUCAAUAACGAUAUUUUUGGUGUUAUUAGUAGUGAUGAGAAUUGCUGAUGCCUCCAUUUUACCCUUAAACAAACAUGAAUUUAAAACAGCUCACGGUAACGAGACUAUACCAGUGUACAUGAGGGAGCUCUACAUGUUGAGCCGAGAGACCGACGCCACUGAUAUUCCUUUUGACUCUGUACGGUGCUUCCUUGAGGAAGCUGUCGAAGAUCCGUCCCCGAAUUUUUACAAGUUUAAUACUUCUAGUAUACAAAAAUUGAAGACCAAGAUAAUAAAGAAGGCUUACCUCAAUUUGUAUAAAAGAAGUCCAUCAGCCCGUCUAUUACACUCAUCGGAUAUGUCUUUACCUUUGCAGAAAACUAGGAUCUACCAAGUUUUACCAAAUCGCAGUUUGGACGAGCCUCGUCUGCACGAUCAGUUGCACACGAUUGUCGUCAACGCUGAUGUUUCCGGUUGGCAGAUAUUAGAUGUAACUAGGGCUGUGCACUCCUGGGCAUCAUCAUCACCGAAUCUUGGACUGCUCGUAACAACUACAGUUGGUGACCAUCAAAUACAUAUCGAUUAUGUUCGUCGCAACCAGAAGCCAAGAGACAAGCAACCGAUCCUCAUAGUAAUCUAUGUUGAUAAUAAACCUGAGCCCAUACUACUUUACUCACUAGUGAGUCCGCACAUAAUUUACUUGAGUGCGAAGCAGCGCAAGAUAUCCCAUGCGCUCGAGGAAGUGAGAAAAACCAGGAAAAACAAAUCGAAGAUAGAUGCCGAGCAAUGCGAGAUGCACGAUUAUUUCUUGAAUUUCGAGGAGCAAGGGAAGGACUUCAUCGUCGCACCAGUGAGGUACAACGCCUAUCAAUGCCGAGGCAAGUGUGCAGGACACUGUCAGCUCCCGGCGCAAAAGUAUAGAACUAACUACGACAAGAUCAAUACAGCUGUUCAAUCAAAGCCUUGGCUUGGCGAUCAUAUCCCUCAGCGGAGUUCAAAAGAGGAGUGCUGUGUUCCCACGAGUAUAUCGGACAUGUGGAUUCUUCGCUGGACGAAAACCGAUGAGAUUGUGCUACAAUCGUUUCCAAACAUGAUAGUUACAAGUUGUGGUUGCAAACAAAGUGACGUUGACUUGUAA